AUGCAACCAAUGAAUUUCUCUACAGUCUUGGUUCUGUUCCUGUGCUGUGUUUUUCAGCUGUCGUCUGCUUGGACCAUGAAUAAUUUCUUGAUGACUGGACCUAAGGCCUAUCUGACCUAUGCCAGCAGUGUGCAAGUGGGCGCACAGAGUGGGAUACGAGAGUGUAAACGCCAAUUCGCUUUGGAGAAGUGGAACUGUCCAGAGAACACGCGUUCCUUGUCCCCACAUAACGGCCUGCGGAGUGCCACAAGGGAAACUUCUUUCGUCCAUGCCAUCAGCGCCGCCGGAGUGAUGUACACACUCACUAAGAACUGUACAGCUGGGGAUUUUGACAACUGCGGCUGUGAUGACUCCAAAAUUGGACAGCCAGGCGGUGCAGGGUGGAUUUGGGGAGGAUGCAGUGACAAUGUGGCUUUUGGGGAGAAGAUCUCAAAACAGUUUGUGGAUGCGCUGGAAGAUGGGCAUGACUCGCGCGCAGCGGUCAACUUGCAUAACAACGAGGCAGGCAGACUGGCAAUCAAAGCAACCAUGAGGAAAGCCUGCAAAUGUCACGGAGUAUCUGGAAGCUGCACCAUCCAAACCUGUUGGAUGCAGAUGGCCGAUUUCAGAGAAGUGGGUAACUACUUGAAGAUGAAGUACAAACAUGCAAAGGAACUGGAAAUGGACAAGAAAGCGGCGAGAGCAGGGAACAGCGCUGACAACCGAGACGCAGUCACGCACACUUUUUUGAGCGUCGCUACAACGGAACUCAUUUACCUGGAGAGUUCUCCAAAUUACUGCGUCAAGAACCAGACCCUCGGACUCCACGGUACAGAGGGACGGGAGUGCUUUAAGGAGGACAAGAACAUGUCCCAGUGGGAGAAAAAUAGCUGCCGCAGAUUGUGCAAUGAAUGCGGCCUGAAAGUGGUGAAGAAGCGCACAGAGGUUUUCAUCAGCUGCAACUGCAAAUUUCACUGGUGUUGCACAGUCAAGUGUGAAAAAUGCAAGCGAGUUGUAGCCAAAUAUUUUUGUGCGCACAAAAGUGGGAAGAAAAAGAACAAAAAAGGCAGGAACAGUGCGCAUCAACAGUGA
Molecule: messenger RNA, 1071 nt
Organism: Oreochromis aureus
Lineage: Eukaryota; Metazoa; Chordata; Actinopteri; Cichliformes; Cichlidae
Product: protein Wnt-8a-like
Exons: 6
Coding region: 1-1071 (356 amino acids)
Biological process (GO): canonical Wnt signaling pathway; cell fate commitment; multicellular organism development
Cellular component (GO): extracellular region
Molecular function (GO): cytokine activity; frizzled binding
Source: RefSeq, a predicted model, not a curated record